Oncorhynchus masou masou (cherry salmon) is the source of this 2177-nucleotide messenger RNA. RefSeq names its product calreticulin (gene calr). Gene Ontology annotation, biological process: protein folding. NCBI's taxonomy places the organism in Eukaryota, Metazoa, Chordata, Actinopteri, Salmoniformes, Salmonidae. The record is from RefSeq and is a predicted model, not a curated record. The transcript has 9 exons. Gene Ontology annotation, cellular component: endoplasmic reticulum; endoplasmic reticulum membrane. Bases 197 to 1432 code for a protein of 411 amino acids. Gene Ontology annotation, molecular function: calcium ion binding.
AAAACCAGACAUCUGUUCUGAACUGAGAGAAGCGAUUCCGCUGCGUUUAGCGGCAUUUCAAGCUUCUCAGUUUAUAUUUUUAACAAUAUAACGUGAACUAGCUAUUUGUACUGCUACAUGCAGUGUAUAUGUAACUAAUUGUAUUUAUAUAUAGCUAAUUGUAUUUACAAUUUUAGAGUCUAUUUAGCAAGCUGAAAUGACAACCAUGUUGAUGCUUUUGAUGCCCAUAUUGGUCGCAUCAAUUUUUGGCGAGUCCUCCGUUUAUUUCCGAGAAGAAUUUGAGGAUGGAGAUGCAUGGAAAAGCCGAUGGGUGGAAUCCAAACACAAGUCAGAUUAUGGGAAGUUUGUUCAUACUGCUGGGAAAUUCUAUGGUGACGUAGAGCGAAACAAAGGUCUUCAAACCAGCCAGGAUGCUCGCUUUUACUCUGCAUCCUCCCGCUUUGAGUCCGUCAGCAACAAAGACCAGGUACUGGUAAUCCAGUUCACUGUGAAACAUGAGCAGAACAUUGACUGUGGUGGAGGAUACAUCAAGCUGUUCCCAGCUGAUCUCAACCAGGAGGAAAUGCAUGGAGAUUCCACAUACAACAUCAUGUUUGGUCCUGACAUCUGUGGUCCAGGUACUAAGAAAGUUCAUGUGAUCUUCAACUACAAAGGCAAGAAUCACUUAAUCAACAAAGACAUAAGAUGCAAGGAUGAUGAAUAUACCCACCUGUACACACUGAUAGUCAAUCCGGGUAACACCUACGAGGUGAAAAUCGACAACAAGAAAGUUGAGUCUGGAAGCCUAGAGGAGGACUGGGACUUCCUUCCCCCCAAGAAGAUAAAGGACCCUGAUGCUGAGAAGCCAGAUAACUGGGAUGAGAAGGAGAACAUUGAUGAUCCUGAAGACAAGAAACCGGAUGAUUGGGAUGUUGCUGAGAACAUCCCUGACCCUGAUGCCAAGAAGCCUGAUGACUGGGAUGAUGAGAUGGAUGGUGAGUGGGAGCCUCCCAUGGUCACGAACCCGGACUAUAAGGGGGAGUGGAAACCCAAACAGAUUGACAAUCCUGCCUACAAGGGGAAAUGGGUGCACCCUGAAAUUGACAACCCAGACUACACUGCUGACCCUGAAAUCUACCAAUAUGCCAGCAUGGGGGUGAUUGGAUUGGAUUUGUGGCAGGUUAAGUCAGGCACUAUUUUUGACAAUUUCCUCAUCACCAAUGACCCAAAACUUGCAGAAGAAGUGGGGAACGAGACAUGGGGUGCAACAAAGGACCCUGAAAAGAAGAUGAAGGACAGUCUGGAAGAGGAGGAGAGAAAGAAACGUGAUGCAGAAGAGGUGAAUAUAAAGGAGGAAGAUGAAGAUAAAGAGGAGAGGGAUGAGGAAGAAGAUUACGAUGAAGAGGAAGAAGAGGAGGGAGAAACAGACUCUAAACUCAAGGAUGAGUUAUAAACUCAAACAGGAACUUCUGAAAAGGAACCCUGUCUACUAUGAGCCAUUGGUGCAAGGCUGGAGAUUGGGCUUUAUUGGACAUUCUGUUCGUCAUUGACGCUGCACAUUUAUGUUUUGGUGUGAAGCUAUUGUUUUAAUUACAUGACAAGGGAAUGGGUACAAACUGACUAAGGACAGCAUUUAUAUUGUCUGUUGCUAUGGGAGUUCAGAUUUGUCAAGGUUGGAGAUGUUAAAGACUUAUCUUUAGAUUUGAGACAAGUGUUGUCUGGCAGUGAUGUUAUGCCAGCAAUUGUUUUUGAGAAGUGAACUUUCUCCUCUGUAAACAAAGCUCUACUGUUAACCUUAAAUAGAUGAUCAUUAUCCUUAAGUAAGAACUACAAUUUCCUGACUAAUCUUUACAGCAAAUCGUGUAUUGUUGGUCUUAAUCGGACACAUUUUUGUUCCUGUGCCCCAAAGGGGGGGUAUGUGGCAGUAAGAUGGCAUCUCUUGUGUAUUGGAUAUGGCUGAAAGUCUAAUGCUUAUCCUCUUCUGCAUAUAUUUUUCAACAGUGCUGAGCGAUUACCAGAAAUGUUGACUUAUUCGGUUUUCAAACAACUAAGGGACAGACGAAUUAAAUUUGUUUAUUUUACUCAAUAGGCACAUUGGAGAAACUUCAAAGAUAAAUCUGAUUCUGCCUGCACUGUGCGAUGUUGUCGUUCCCAACAUUCUACUACUUAGUUUUAAAAUAAAAAUAUAUAAACUACAA